AUGCAGAAUUGCACACCGCUCGCGUAUCAGUUCAGUAGCGUUUAUUACCUUACUAGUUGCUCACGCCCUAUUGCAUAGUCUUUCUCGAAAAGUCGCCGCUUUGCUGUAUAGCCUUUUUAGACUAUUGUCUACAGUGAUAGUCUUUUUCGAAGCGUCAAGAGCGAUAAAAGUAAAACUGCAUAGUUUUGCCCCAUUUUUCAGUCAUUUGUUGUGAUUCCUGUGUCAUCGUAAGUUAUUAAUGUAUAAUUAAUUGAAUGGCAAAUAGGACUAUUGAUGCUUUUUUUUCUAAAGAUGAAAAAUUGAUGGCUGAUUUGAACAAUUUGGUGUCAUCUAAAUCUGAGGAGAUAAUAUUGUGUUCCGUUCCCAAUGAUUCUGGAGAAUCUAUAGAUUUAACACAAGGCAGCUCAGACUUGUCUGCUAUGACAUUCACAAAACAUAAAACAAGAACCACGAAAGAAUCAAAGACAAAUAUGCGUGUACUUCAACGUUUCACUUUGAAAUGGGUUGAUUCAUCGAGUUUGGGAUGCUUUGAAGCUUAUCGCAAUGACCCGUAUUAUGCGUUCUGUAAAAUUUGUUUGGUGAAAAUCUGCGUUGCGCGUGGUGGGAAAUCAAAUCUGAGCUCACAUUUAGUCACCCAACGACACUGUGACGCAGCGAAUAAAAUGAAGGAAGUAACGUUAGAGUCCGAAUCAAAAAUAAGUGAAUCACCUUCUCAAGAUAAAAUAAAUGAGGCAGAGCUGAAAAUCUGCGCAUGGGCUUUGGAAAACAAUGUACCAUUUGCGGCAGUCGAUAAGCUCGCUAACGUAUUGAGAGGACUAUCAAUAGAUACGAUGCUUUUACAGAAAUUGAAAUUGGGAAGAACGAAAACAACGUCCGUGGUUGCAGCGGUUAUCGCAUCAACGCAUCAUGAUGAAUUGGUCGAACGAAUGCGAGCAGACAAUUUUUCAAUUAUUAUUGAUGAGUCUACUGAUCUCAGUAGCAGCAAGACACUUGCAAUAGUUGUCCGGAUAAUGAAUAAGGAAUCGUUUUCUGCAAAUGAUCAGUUUUAUACAGCUAUAGAAGUAGAAUGCGCUGAUCAUGCUACACUUCACGCAGCCAUCGUCGCUCAGUUUAAUAGAGACAACAUCGAUUACAAGAACAACUUGAGAGGAUUUGCAUCAGACGGAGCAUCUGUCAUGAUGGGUAGAAGCAACUCAGUCAUGCGACUAUUCAAAAAAGAAUGUCCGGAUAUGAUAUCCAUUAAAUGUACUUGUCAUUCGCUAGCAUUAUGCGCCAGCUAUGCGUGCGAGAAAGUACCAGUUUAUUUGGAACAAUUGAUGCGAGAUAUAUACAACUAUAUAUCAAGCAGCCCAAAACGGGCAAAAGAAUUCCAAAGAAUUCAAGAUAUCGUUGACGUCAAACCAUUAAAAAUCCUUCAUCCAAGCGCUACAAGAUGGCUCUCUUUGGAAGCUGUUAUCAAACGAAAUCUUGAGAGAUUUGAUGAGCUCAAUAUGUUUUUCUCUUUCCAAGUAAAGUACGAUCAGAAUUCAACGGCAAUACGCAUUUUGAAUCAUCUCAAUGAUCCCAUGACAAAACCGUUGUUGCUUUUCCUUAAUUAUGUACUAUCACUAAUCAAUAAUGUUAAUCGUACUUUCCAAUCAGUUGAUUCCAAGUUUUUCGAAAUUUACAAUGAAACGAAAACUUUGCUCGCAGUAGUCCUGGGUAAUUUAUGUAGAGAAGAUUACGUAAUGAGGUUUUAUAAGGAAAAUGUUGAUGCAGCAGAUUUUGAAAACUUUAUUAAAUCCCCUGAAGAAAUUUAUGUUGGUGUUGAGGCAAAUCAAGUCGAGAAAUCGUUAGAACAACGCAAGAAGUUGAUAUUUAAAUCUAUUUGUCGUGAUUUUUAUAUUGAGUUGGUGAAACAAAUUUUGAAGCGAUUUGAUUUCACGAAUCCAGUAAUUAAAACUGCUGCUUCACUAAAUCCUCAGACCUUCAUGGAGCUGCCAAACCUGAAUGAAUUGAUGAUACAGUUUCCACGAUUUCUAGAAGGGAUUGACAAACAGGAGUUAGACAACGAAUUCAGGAGACUGAAAAUAAGUGUUACUAAGCUUAAUAUAUUGGAAACAAACAUGACGUGGCCUCAGUUAUUGGAUGUUAAGACACGUAAUAGCUUGUUUAUGUAUCCAUUACUGCGAAAUUUUAUUCGAUUUUUUUUGAUUAUUCCACAUUCAUCGGCAUGUGUGGAGAGGAUAUUUUCGUUGUACAAUGCUAACAAAACUAAAACAAGAAACCGUUUGACUUCAGACACCAUGAAUUCGAUUUUGAAAGCUAAAAACUAUGUUUCCGAGCAUGGCGGUGCAUCAAAAAUUCAACUCACAAAAACAAUGAAAAUAAAAUUUAACAAAUCUAUGUACAAGCAUCAUUCUGUAGAUUAUCUCCAAAACAGUACGAUUGUCAUUUAA
Molecule: messenger RNA, 2438 nt
Organism: Malaya genurostris
Lineage: Eukaryota; Metazoa; Arthropoda; Insecta; Diptera; Culicidae
Exons: 3
Coding region: 255-2438 (727 amino acids)
Source: RefSeq, a predicted model, not a curated record